This is a messenger RNA of Amoebophrya sp. A120, 1826 nucleotides long. The record is from the annotation of a GenBank genome assembly. Lineage: Eukaryota; Dinophyceae; Syndiniales; Amoebophryaceae.
AAGUUCAGUACAUAUGCGGUAACAGAUACAGACGUAGUAUAGUCGUUAAUACAGCAUACUGAUACAUAACUGAAAGUGGUAUCAUGGAUGGUGGGCUUUUAGUGAUUGAUGGCUAAUAGAAGUCCCGGAGUUGCUGUGAUCAUCACAAAUUUGGCUAUCUUUCUGCGACACGAUGAUCUUCUGACUUCUCUGCGUGUCAGAAAAUAUGGCGGCACGGAGCUGCAGAGGCAGACUGAGUAUGAGGGGCUAAUAGGCGGGUAGGGGAAGAUUGUUCUGCCGCCAUAGUACAUUGUCCUGCAGCGGUUCUCCACCGGUUUCUUUUCUACGUUCGUGCCACGAGCCACCAUGGUCGCUGCGGGUCUGAUGGAUGCCGCGAUGGGUCGUGUAGGACUUCUUGGUCCUCCACUGCAAGAUUCCACGAGAACACCGACGAACGUGAGCUCUACCGCAACAUCUGCUAUGAUAGCCGCCUUAACAACAUCUACGAACCCUCUGUCCACGUCGAUGGCCACCAGCACGAAGCAAGCCGUAGAAGAAGGAAACACCUCGAUAACUGCGCCGGAGAACAUCAUCUGGCUCCCCGUGGAGUGGGCCCACCUCCUAGUGGCGUGCAUUUUGUUGUUGUCUUUCAUCGUCGCCUUCUAUGCCGUUGCAGAUCUCCACGGUAGUUGCGACCAGGACCGCUCGUCGUGUUCGUCCUCCGCUGCCAGUGCAGGACCAGAGGAUCAGUUUAUUGAGGAUGAAGAAGCUGUUGACGUUGAGCCGCUUCUCACUGGGAAGACGGGACGAGCGCAGGAGGAUAAGGCGAUGAUCUCGGGGGAGAUUAUUCGAGAUCCAGUCUAUUCAUUCCGCGGUACUAAGGAACUGAUGAGCAGCAGCGACAUAGUAAUUUCAGGGCCGGGGAAGACGGAAUCGACAGACGCUCUGAACAGGACGUCGCCGAAAGCCACACUAAUCGCAGCGAGCAAAAUCGACAUGCGUGCCAGUCGUUACAAGAAGCUCCAGAUGUUGAAGAGCAAAGGAGUAUAGUAUUGCUGGUGGCCCUGUUGUUUUUUGUUGAUGUUCUUGAUCGUCUAUCGUCAGCAUCAUCAUCAGCAUCCGAUGCCUGUCAAUGUCGUUUCGUUGUUUCUGAGCAGCUGUCCUCGUACGGAAUGUUUUAAGAUAUAUGUUAUACGAACUACAGGUAAAAGCACCGUCCCUGUCAAGAGUCGUCCACGAAAAUUGGUUUAUCAACACGGUCUGAACCAUAGCAGGGACCGGAGAACCUGCUCGUGGGAGACAGAAGAAAGUUGAUUUGAACAGCACGACAGGGCAGAGUCAGUGACAGGGUACUUAUCUUGAGAAUACAGUUUGAUGGAGAAAAAAUAACUAAGAAUGACAGUCCUCCUGUGGUUGUUGCAACUAGUAAAGCAGCCCGAGAGAAAAGGGGCGCGAGGCUUCCACGCUAGUAGGCGUAAACAAAUUUAUUUCUAAUGCUCAGAUAGACCAGGAUCAGGUUUCUGUUUCGAAGUCCUUUUUCAUAUCUACAGUGAAGGCACGCAGAAGAUACAGCGUUGAUUGAUACAAGUUGGAUGGGAGUUGAUAUGUAAGCGCUACACGACGAGGGCUUCCUUGAUGAAUUUGAAAAAGUUUAACGAAGUAUAUCUUCUUCAUUUGAAAUAGAAAUGAUAAAGCCUCCACCUGCUGGGGAAGUCAAAUGUUUGUACAAUUUUGUGUGGAGAAGUCGGAAAAAAGAACAAAAGUAGCCGACUGCAGCAUGAUGGUCGUGGAGUAUAGAUUUAGCUGAUACAUCAAUCCUCUAUGGGAUGCUGUUCCAUGGUCCGCAU